Molecule: messenger RNA, 1946 nt
Organism: Zea mays
Lineage: Eukaryota; Viridiplantae; Streptophyta; Magnoliopsida; Poales; Poaceae
Exons: 12
Coding region: 426-1619 (397 amino acids)
Molecular function (GO): protein binding
Source: RefSeq, a predicted model, not a curated record
CCAAAACUGAACCCACAACCCGAAACCAGCAGGCAACAAAGCAACCAGAGGCAGAGCGUUCUUCUUCCCCGACGGCCCGGGCCGACGGCUCGACUCCACUAGUCGCUGGAACCCUCUGCAACAAAGCCGCCUCCACCUGACCACCUCCCUUGAGCUCUUCCCCUUCCUCGUGGGUUGUGCGAGCCCUCUACCGGCGCGCAGUACAGGUACCAACACUCGGAAUUAUUCUCCGUCUUCUUCCUUGAGCCGCGCCGCCCACCGCUCCACCUCGCCUUCUCCUAAUUUGAAUCGGAGUCGUACCCGCCGCCGCCCUCCACACGUAGCGACUCGUCUCGUUCAUCUUUCCCUGUUUGAUUCUGGGCUGAUUGGGUGAUCAAACCCGCAAGAUUUGGGUUUGUGAUUUAGGAGCAGGAGGCGGUGGCAAUAUGGAAUAUAAGGCGAGAUCUACUGGAACUUCAGGAACUUCGUCUAAAAGUUUCCGUGAUCUGUACAAUAUGAAGUACUCGAGCUACUUAAACGACGAACCAAUGCCGGAUGCUACAUCGGAAAAGGAGCAGGGAAAUGAGUAUUUCAAACAGAAGAAGUUCACUGAUGCUAUUGAAUGCUACUCCAGAAGUAUUGGGCUGUCUCCUACAGCAGUCACAUUUGCAAAUAGAGCUAUGGCAUAUCUUAAACUAAGAAGAUUCAAGGAGGCAGAGGACGAUUGCACUGAAGCUCUGAAUCUGGAUGAUCGCUAUAUUAAAGCAUACUCACGCCGAAUUACUGCACGAAAAGAACUUGGGAAGCUUAAGGAGGCAAUGGAUGAUGCUGAAUUUGCUAUCAGUCUUGAUCCAAACAAUUCAGAGCUAAGGAAGCAGUAUUCUGAGAUAAAAGCUUUGCACAUGGAGAAAAUGGCUAAAAAGGUUCCAGUGCCAGCUAAACGUGCAGUUUCUGGAAUUGAUAAAACUGCAGAUGUCACUUCUCACCCACCGACUAUCUCCCAGAAGGACACUAUUAUGGAAGUUGAUCUGCCUGUUAGAGAUGCAAUGAAGAUCAAAGAGAGUGCAAGCGUCAAGUCUAACGGAGGACCUGGAGUAAUCAUCAAUGGCAAUAACGUGCAGCAGCUCCAAGGUCGAGAUGCCAACCAGAAGACUGGGCCAGAAGUUUCAGUCCAAGAUCUUGCAGCUCGUGCUGCUUCACGGUAUAUGGCCGGCACUGUGAAAAGCAUUAAGACACCCAAAACAGCUUAUGACUUUGAGGUUUCUUGGAGAGCUCUUUCUGAUGACACUGCCCAGCAAAUACAGUUACUAAAGUCGAUUCCACCAGCAAGCCUACCAGAGAUUUUCAAGAACGCACUUUCUGCACCUUUUCUUAUUGACAUCGUGAAGUGUGCAGCCUCAAUUUUCCGGGAUGCGGAGGCAUUAGCUGUCAGUAUUUUGGAUAAUUUGGCUCGAGUUCCACGCUUCGACUUGAUAAUCAUGUGCCUUUCAUCCAUGCACAAAUUUGAACUGAGGAAGAUAUGGGAUCAAGUAUUCCUUGCUGAAAAAGCGCUGGCUGAUGAUCAGAUGGAAGCUCUGAGGCAGCUGCGAGGCAGAUACAUUCCGGGAGGAUGGCAGGAUAGCAUGCUCACUUCGAGUUAAAUCAAUCAAUCAAAUGACGACGAUGUAAAGCAGGAUUGUUACAAAAACCUUUUGCUGGCUUCGCAACUGAUGUCUCUGCAUCCAUCUGUUCUAGAAUCAGGAGUGCCUGUCGAUUGUUAAGCCCACUGGUCUGGAUGUAGCGAACGGUUGAAGCAUCCAGUGUAGGAACAUGUGUCGACUGCAAAUGGUUGAGAUUUGUUCUGUUGUGCUUGCCGCUACUGUAACCUCGCUUUGUUGUGCGCCGGAUUCCUGACGCUGGCACAUCGUACGCUUGUCGGCGACAACUUUAUGGAACACACACAUUUUGAUGAUUUAAAGAAUUCUCUA